Messenger RNA from Orycteropus afer afer, 6197 nucleotides. Lineage: Eukaryota; Metazoa; Chordata; Mammalia; Tubulidentata; Orycteropodidae. The record is from RefSeq and is a predicted model, not a curated record.
GCGGUAGCUUCUUCAGCGUCGAGACUGGAGGCUGAGCGCUAAAGUUUACGGGGAGCUUAUGGGAUUCGGCUUUAGUCGGCUUUGUGUUAUUCUUGGAAAAUUUCGCACCACUUGUGAAUUCCUUGAACCUGGGCAUUGCAAACCCACUUCUGUUGGGCCCAUCUCCUUUGCACUUUGCUCAGAUUAAGACUCAGUUGGCGCUUCAGCAGCUGAAUGCCGUUGGCUCACAUGGUUCAACACCACCUUAUACUUUAUUAAAUCAGGCUUUCUUGAAAAUAGCCAUGUCGAGACCCAGGUUUAAUCCUCGAGGAAACUUUCCACUUCAGAGGCCACGAGCACCAAACCCUUCUGGAAUGAGGCCUCCAGGACCAUUUAUGAGACCUGGAUCUAUGGGUCUUCCAAGAUUUUACUCAGCAGGAAGAGCCCGUGGAAUUCCACACAGAUUUACUGGCCAUGAAUCUUACCAGAAUGUGGGACCACAGAGAAUGAAUGUUCAGGUAACUCAACAUCGAACUGAUCCAAGAUUGACCAAAGAAAAAAUGGAUUUUCAUGAAGCACAACAAAAGAAGGGGAAGCCUCAUGGUAGCCGGUGGGAUGAUGAGUCUCAUAUGUCUGCAUCAGUAGGAGUGAAACAGAGUUCUAUAGGACAGGUUACAGAGCAGAGUCCUAAAGUGCAAAGUCGCUAUACAAAAGAGAGUGCCUCAAGUAUUUUAGCAAGUUUUGGAUUAUCUAAUGAAGAUUUGGAAGAACUCAGUCGCUAUCCUGAUGAACAGCUAACACCUGAAAAUAUGCCAUUAAUUUUGAGGGAUAUAAGAAUGCGAAAAAUGGGGCGUCGUUUACCUAAUUUACCUUCUCAGAGCAGAAAUAAAGAAACACUUGGUAGUGAAGCAGUUUCAAGAAAUGUGAUUGAUUAUGGGCACGCAAGCAAAUAUGGCUACACAGAAGAUCCACUUGAAGUACGUAUUUAUGAUCCUGAAAUUCCAACUGAUGAGGUCAAGAAUGAAUUCCGGUCACAGCAAAGCACAUCUGUUCCUGCUUCAAAUGUGAUACGUAAUUCUAUGUUUCCUGUUGAAGAUGUGUUCAGACAGAUGGACUUCCCCAAUGAGUCCUCCAAUAAUCAGUCUUAUUUCCCAGUUGAGAGUGGAACCAAGAUGUCAGGCUUACACAUUUCAGGAGGACAGUCAGUCCUUGAACCUGUAAAAUCCACCAACCAGCCCAUUAGCCAAACAGUUAGCCAGACAAGUCAGUCUCUGAUUACUCCAUCUAUGAAUCAGCAACCUUUUUCUUCUGAAUUAAUUUCAACUGUGAGCCAGCAAGAGCAGAUCCCUCAUGAACCUGUGAUUAACUCACCUAAUGUACACGUUGGAUCAGAAGGAAGUAAAAAGAAUUAUCAGUCAGAGACUGACGAACCCAUUCAGUCUCCCUUUGGGAUUGUGAAAGCAUCAUGGCUACCAAAGUUUUCACAUGCUGAUGCUCAGAAGAUGAAGAGACUUCCAACUCCUUCUAUGAUGAAUGACUAUUAUGCAGCGUCUCCAAGAAUAUUUCCACAUUUGUGUUCUCUGUGUAACGUAGAAUGUAGUCAUUUGAAGGAUUGGAUUCAGCAUCAAAAUACAUCAACUCAUAUUGAGAGCUGCCGGCAGUUACGUCAACAGUAUCCCGAUUGGAAUCCUGAGAUCCUCCCAUCAAGAAGAAAUGAGGGCAGUAGGAAAGAGAAUCAAACUCCAAGAAGACGUUCUCAUUCCCCCAGUCCUAGACGUUCUAGGAGAUCAAGUUCAAGUCACAGGUUCCAUCGAUCUCGAAGCCCGAUACGUUACAUAUAUAGACCAAGAAGUCGAAGUCCAAGAAUUUGCCAUCGUUUCGUUUCUAGAUACAGAUCCAGAUCCCCUAAUCCACCAUAUCGAAUUAGAACUCCAUUUAGCCCAGAGUGCUAUAGAUCAGUUCGCCCUGAAAGGACAUCAAGGAGAUCAGUGAGAUCAUCAGAUAGAGAAAAACCAUUAGAUGAUGCAGUACGAUCUGGACAUGGAUCAGAAAUGAGUAAAAAGAAGCAUCUUGAAGCAGUUGAUAAAGGACACUCACCAACGCAAAAGCCUAAAACUAGCAGUGGAUCAAAACCAUCAGUUAAAUCUUCAGGCUCUACAAAGAGUGAUUCUAGUACUCGUUAUAAAUCAAAAAAUCCUGAAGAUGGUAGCUUACCAGAAUGUAAACAUGUGACUGAUAAAGCUGUUUCUCUCCAGCGUAAGGUGCGGAAAGACCAGUCUUUAGUUGUUGUUGUAUCUGAGUUACCAGAGGAUGGCUGUACUGAAGAAGAUAUUAGAAAAGUAUUUCAACCAUUAGGAAAAGUUAAUGACGUACUGAUUGUUCCAUAUAGAAGGGAGGCUUACUUGGAAAUGGAAUUUAAAGAUUCAGUUACUGCAAUUUUCAAGCACAUAGAAAAAACACCUCUUGUGAUAAAAGGAAAACGUGUGAAAAUAAGUGUUCCAGCAAAGAAGAAAUCACAGAAUAAAGAGUUGAAGAAAAAGACUUCUGAUUCAAAGAAAACAUCUGCAUCUACUGUAAAAAAAGAUACAGAUGCUUCAAAAGCUGUUGAAACUAUGAGUUCUACUUCCACUGCCAAAAGUGGACCAGCCAAGACAUCAACCAAGAUGAAUAAAUCUUCAGGAAAAUCUGCAGGUUCUGUAAAAUCUGUGAUAACAGUAGCUGCUAAAGGUAGUAAAGCUUCAAUCAAAACAGCAAAAUCUAGUGGAAAGAAGUCUCUAGAAGUCAAAAAGGUUGGCAGUGUCAAAAACAAAGACUCCAGUAAACCUGUGACUCUACCAGAAAAUUCUGAAAUAAAGCCCAGUGUGGAAGCCAAAGGCACUGAAAACAAUGUUAAAGAAACUGUUUCAGAAGGUGCUUUGGAGGCCACAGAAAACCAAGAACCAGUUUGCAAGGAAAUUGAGGAAAUGUGUGUGGUCCUUGUGUCUAAUUUGCCUGUAAAAGGAUAUUCUGUGGAAGACAUUUACAACCUAGCCAAACCAUUUGGUGGUUUGAAUGAUAUUUUGGUUUUAUCAUCUCAUAAAAAGGCAUAUAUAGAAAUAAGUAGAAAAUCUGGAGAUUCGAUGGUAAAAUUUUAUACUUGCUUCCCAAUAUCACUGGAUGGAAAUCAACUCUCAAUAAGUAUGGCUCCUGACAACAUGAAUAUAAAAGAUGAGGAAGCUAUAUUUGUAAGCUUGAUUAAAGAAAAUGACCCAGAGGCAAAUACAGGAAAAAGUUAUGAUCGGUUUGUUCAUCUUGAUAACUUACCAGAAGAUGGACUUCAGUGUGUGCUUUGUAUUGGACUUCAGUUUGGAAAAGUGGAACACCACAUAUUCAUGAAUAAUAAAAACAAGGCAAUUCUUCAGUUAGAUAGUCCUGAAUCUGCUCAGUCAAUGUACAGUUUCCUGAAACAAAAUCCACAGACCAUAGGUGACCAUGUACUGACCUGCACAUUAUCUCCAAAGAUGGACUCAUCAGAGGCUCAAGUUGAGAAAGACUCUGAACAAGGAGAACAAAGCCCUGACUUGAAAAACAGUCCAGUUGAUGAGAGUGAGGUGCAAACAGCAGCUGGUAGUCCCUCUGUUAAACCUAGUGAGGUUGAAGAAGAACCUACUCCCAGCAUUCAAGCAGAACCUUCUGUACAACUGGAAGAGCCUGGUGAAGAACAACUUGAAAAAACUCUGUGUGACUCUGACUUUGCUAUUGCAACAUUGGAAGUUGAGACUCAAGGAGAGGAAAAAGUGGACAAUCCUCUAGUAGUAUCUGCUCCAGGCAGUAUUGAAUUAUUUCCUGAAAAUGUAGAGGAAUCUGCUUUAAAUCAGCAGGUGAUUACCACUGACUUUGAGAAGGAAGAGGCAGAAAUUGUUAACCCUGAAACAGAAUUGUCAACUUCUGACAGUACAUUUGUAGAAGAAAGGAACAUCAAAGGAAUUCUAGAAGAAGCUCCAUCUGAAGCAGAUUUCUUUUCUGGAAUUACAGAGUCUAUGGAAGAAGAUGUAGUUGAAGUGGACAAACAUGAAACUGUUUCAGAAAUGGUGCCAUCUGCUUAUGUUAUGGCCUUAGUACCAGGAGUUUCCAUUGGGGAUGAGAAUGCAAUGCGCAAAAAGGGAAUUUCUGAAAAAAAUAACAUUGUUGAAAAGAAGAAUGAAUUCAAUACUAAGGAAACUACAGUGGAUCUGCAAGUAGGAACAGAGAAGACUGAAAAGAGUGAAGCUGGGAUGGUUGCAGAGAAGUUGGAAAAGAUUGUGGCAGUAAUGAAAGAAAAGCCUGCAGAAAACAUUGUGACCAAGGCAUAUCCACAUAAAGUGGGUCAGGCCAAUAAGCCUGAUGAAGUUAAUAAAACUAGUAUGCUGACUACAUUAAAUGUAUCUAGCAGUAAAUCACCUAUCAAGGCUGCUAUUGUCUCUUCUCCAAAAGUAAAAGCUACAUCUUCAAAAACUGAAAAUCAGAAAAGUUUUCUAAAAUCUGUACUCAGAGAUCAAAUAAAUGCUGAAAAGAAACUUUCAGCCAAGGAAUCGAGUCUACUUAAACCUACAAGUGCUGGGUCAGGCUUGGCAGAAAGCAGCAGUAAAUCCAAACUGACUCAGAGCGGUGUUGCCAGAGGUGGAAGUGGAAGGAUCUGGAUCUCAGCCCCACAAAGCAAGGAUUCUAAACUGGAUUACAGGGAUAUAACAAAACAGUCUCAGGAAACAGAGGCUAGAUCUUCCAUCAUGAAACGGGAUGACAGCAACAAUAAGACUUUGGUUGGGCAAAACACUAAGAAUUCUAGAAGCACCACUGGUAGAAGUUCCAAAUCUAAAGAGGAACCAUUAUUUCCAUUUAAUUUGGAUGAAUUUGUUACUGUGGAUGAGGUUAUAGAGGAAGUGAACCCUACUCAAGCCAAGCAGCAUCCACCAAAGGGAAAAAGGAAAGAAGCUCUCAAGAAUACACCUUCCUCUGAACUUAACUUAAAGAAGAAAAAGGGAGAAAGUUCUGCCCCUCACGUUGUUGAGGGAGAAUUGUCUUUUGUAACUUUGGAUGAGAUUGGGGAAGAGGAAGAUGCAGCUGCUCAUCUAGAAGAUGCAGCUGCUCAUCUAGAAGAUGCAGCUGCUCAUCUAGCACAAGCUCUAGUCACAGUGGAUGAAGUCAUUGAUGAAGAAGAACUAAAUAUGGAAGAAAUGGUGAAAAAUUCAAAUUCACUUCUUACCUUAGAUGAGUUAAUUGAUCAAGAUGAUUGCAUUUCCCAUAGUGAACCUAAAGAUGUUACUGUCCUAUCAGUGGCUGAAGAACAAGAUCUUCUCAAACAGGAACGCUUGGUAACAGUGGAUGAAAUUGGAGAAGUAGAAGAGCUACCUUUAAAUGAGUCAACAGACAUAACUUUUGCCACUUUAAAUACUAAAGGAGAUGAAGAAAAUACUGUAAGGGAUUCCAUCGGGUUCAUUUCUUCUCAGAUGCCUGAAGACCCUUCUACUUUAGUUACUGUAGAUGAAAUACAAGAUGAAAACAGUGAUCUGCAUUUAGUGACUUUGGAUGAAGUAACUGAAGAAGAUGAAGACUCCCUGGCAGAUUUUAACAACCUUAAAGAAGAACUUAAUUUUGUUACUGUUGAUGAAGUUGGAGAGGAAGAAGAUAGAGAAAAUGAUUUAAAAGUUGAGUUAGGACAGAGCAAAAAUGAUCAAGCCACAGGAAAAAAGGGUGAUAGAAAAAAGAGAGUGGUGGACAUAAAGAAGACAAAACUUGCCUUGUCCCAAGUGGAUCAAGUAAAUGAAAAUGUUAAGGAAGAAGAUCUGAAAGCCAUGAUUGAAAGACAUUUAGAUGCUAAAAUGCCAACCAAGAGAGUUAGAAUUGGGAAAACCCCACCAUUGGAAAAAGCUGUUACAGCAGAACCAGCAGAAGAUGAGGAGGCCUUCAGAAUUAGUGAAGUUGAUGAAGAAUCUGAAUUAAAUGAUUCGGAACCAGAGCAAAAACGCAAGAAGACUGAGGACUCUUCUUUAAGCAAAUCUGAGGAAACUGAUGCGGAUUUAGACUUUCUUGUACCCAAGGCUGGAUUCUUCUGUCCAAUUUGUUCCCUCUUCUAUUCAGGUGAAAAAGCAAUGAUAAAUCACUGCAAGAGUACACGUCAUAAGCAAAAUACAGAGAAGUUCAUGGCCAAGCAAAGAAAAGAAAAGGAGCAGAAUGAGGCUGAAGAAAGAAGCUCUAGGUGA